UAAUUUCAAUAUAGCAUUUCAACAUUCCAAGAUGAUGAAAGCAUCAAAAAACGAGCUUGACAAUUUCYCUGAAAACCUCUUUAAUGAGGAACGAUCUAGGUUUGAGUAUGAGUUCUGCGGUCGAGCUCCUAUUCGACAUGUCAAAAGAUUCAUGAGUUCAGGGUUGUUGUUGAAGGGUUUUGCCCUUGCAUUUGGCUWGUGGAAUCCUCGUCGAAGAUGGCGUGCUAUGUUUGCCCUGAUAAUCCUACUGGUUGAUGUUUAUCUCUCUAUUCAAACAGCAAUCUACGUGUUUGUGUGUCCAAAGCUUCGAGCUCAAAGAACACUAGUGAUCUGGUUCUGUGCAAAUAGCUCUGUGAACAUCACCUCUAAAAGUGUAGAGGAUACUGAUAUCUUGCUUUYAGUUCGCAUGAAAGAAUUGCUUAUAAAUGAUGCUGUGUUGGAUAUCGGUCGUCUGUUGUCUCAUUUGACUUUCUUUAGGAGUGUCUGGAUGCUUUCUAAAGAACUUAACUGCGUUAAACAAGAAAAUACUCUCCCUUUGGUGAACCCUUGGGGAUGGAUUAAACUGAACUGUGUGCUACUGUUCUUUUGGUGUGCUCUCAUUUCUGGUAUAGUGUUGAUAAUGUUUGGCAUCUCAAGCUCCAACUAUUCAUCUUUUGUAGCUCAUGGGGUUUAUUCAGCUUCACUGUGGACCAGUCUUUUGACUUGCUGGUUAUUUAGUACCUUGAUAUUAUCAAUGGAAACUCUUGUAACUAGAUGUACUGAUGACAUCAUGACAGCAGAACACCUUGAUGAUAUCAUCAAAAAGCAUCAGCAACUUUGCAAGAUCAUCUUUGGUACAUCCAAUGCAUUCAAGCUGUGGUUCAUUGUGCACUGGGUUCUGUAUACUAUAGCUUGUGUCUUUUGGGUUGCAACAUUUACGUCAUUUUCUGACUUGAUGCACUCACAUUUUCAAAAAAUUUUCUUCUAUGAAAUCAUUUUAGGUAUUUAUUUAUACGUUUUUAUUUACCCCUGCUACCGGGCUGCACAACUGACAGGAAAAUGCCAGCAAAUGCUUGCUAAUUUCAACCUGAUGACUGAAGCAGACUGGCAUGAUAAUCAUCCAUUUCGCCAGCGAUCUCAACUACACUUGUUUCUGCAGUAUGCGAGCUAUGCUGACUGUGGAUACAGAGUUGGACGAUAUACAUUUGGUUCGAUGGCUGUGUUUUUCUCAAGUGUUUUGGCAAUGGUGGGGACUGGGUUAAGAGUCGUUUGAAACAACAUUUAAGGUCAAAGAUUAUACUUUGUCAUCAGACGGCAAUGGUAUCAGUAGACUUGCAGGUGAUCUUUGUUCGUGAUAUACUGUUAGUCUGGCUUCCUUGAGGGUAGCGUAGGGGCUGUUAUUGACUGUGUUUGGUGAGCGUCAUUGAUUGAGUACUUUUGAAUGAAAUCUCAAUUCCGCUGUCCCUAUCGAAGUUGUUGGGAUGGUGUCUGCUAUGGUCGCCUUCUCUGACUUUACGUGUGUACGGGCAGUUGGCUCAGUCUUUUCAUACUGGGCAGUUUUUACUGGUUCCUAACACUUUCGAUUCACUUUCAACUAUUUUAUUAACCGCGCUUUCAAGCAACUUGCUCUUCAUCAAAGUAGACGGUUGUGUCAACUAACAAGUUUUACUGAUAUUACUAGGAACUUUUCACAUCUCAUCACAGGAUUGCGUGAGGCUCACGUAACGCGAGGCAAUACUUSAAUUCUAUAUUAUGUCAGCACUUGCCUAAUAACUCAAAACGAAAGAGCUCCCUAAUUCUGGAUAUGUAAAACGAAAAUGGUCUUAGUUAAAAAAAAACUAUUCUUCAUCUUAUAAUAAUUAUAAGAUUUUAAAAUAUUUUUAGUAAAGGUUUAUCCAGGUACAGUAUAUCUGUCUGGUUUAUACAGCCAUUGUCAAUAGGCAAUGUUCAUGAGCUUGAAUUUCUAGCACAAAGCAUGAUGGGACACUGAGUUCUUACUUUUUUUUAGCUCUUCUAAAAAUUCAUCUGACAAUGUUUUCUCUGACAUUUUCUAUUGAUGUAAGCACUUCAACAGACGAAAAUAAAAAAGGAAAUUUUUCCUGAUAUUUCCUUGGACUUCCCUGUUCCAUUUUAGCAGGACUCGGUUUCCCAGAGUGCUUUGUGAGCGUUGAUGCACAUUGCCUAUAAGGUUGUCACACUAUAACUUAUAUACUAGCUCCAUAUACUUGAUACCUACAAUCAUUGUAUACAUGUACAUAGAUUCAUCAUUAUUACUCUUUGUUCAUUUUUUCUCAAUAUAAAGUUUAACAMCAGAAUUUGUAUCUUUUAUAAUGAAUAAAAAAAGCAUGAUGUGA
Molecule: messenger RNA, 2333 nt
Organism: Actinia tenebrosa (Australian red waratah sea anemone)
Lineage: Eukaryota; Metazoa; Cnidaria; Anthozoa; Actiniaria; Actiniidae
Source: RefSeq, a predicted model, not a curated record